Plasmodium vinckei vinckei is the source of this 606-nucleotide messenger RNA. RefSeq names its product conserved Plasmodium protein, unknown function. Bases 1 to 606 code for a protein of 201 amino acids. NCBI's taxonomy places the organism in Eukaryota, Apicomplexa, Aconoidasida, Haemosporida, Plasmodiidae. The transcript is spliced from 2 exons. The record is from RefSeq and is a predicted model, not a curated record.
AUGGAACUAGCAUAUGAGAAUGAAGUUACAAAAAAAAUUGUUUAUAAAAUAUUAAACAAUAUGAACUGUAAAAAUGAUAUGACAUUAGAAAGGAUGCAGCACAACAGGAACAAAAUAGUAAAAUACUUUUUCGAAGCAGAACUGUUAUUCAAAUAUUAUGACAUCAAAAAGACGGGAGAGAUAGAUAUAAGUUUAUUUCCCCCAAUGGCAAGAACAUUAAAACAGAUAUACGAUGCCGAAGAUAUUAAAAAAUUUGAAAAAGAAAUGAAUGUUAAAAAAAUGAAUAAAAUGACAUUACCUAUCUUUUUAACUUUAUUAAAAAGGAAAUUAUUUCAAGUAAUCGAUUUUGAUGAAACUUUUCAAAAACAUUUUAAUAUCCUUGAUAUGGAAAAAAAACAAAAUAUCAACCUCGAGAGAUUAAAAACUUUUGUUGGAGCCAUAGGUGAUAAAUUAAGUCCUGAACAGUUUGAUUUUUUUAUAAAAUAUAACAUAAAAAAUAAUGAUAAAAUUAUUAAAGACGGUAUUAUUUUUGAUAAAAAUAACAACCCUACAAAUGUUCCCUUUGAUGCAUAUAAAGAAAUGCUAACUUUUUACAAGUCGUUUUGA